Messenger RNA from Colletotrichum truncatum, 1758 nucleotides. RefSeq names its product cytochrome p450 monooxygenase. Gene Ontology annotation, molecular function: iron ion binding; monooxygenase activity; heme binding. The record is from RefSeq and is a predicted model, not a curated record. Lineage: Eukaryota; Fungi; Ascomycota; Sordariomycetes; Glomerellales; Glomerellaceae.
AUGACCUUUUACACAGAAACAGAGCCCUCGGGGCAAUUUGGCAUAUUGAUAUCAGCAGCUACUGUGUUAUCAAUCUUUCUCUACACAAUUUAUCGCCAGCUAUUACCCAAACCAAUUGCUGGUAUCCCGUACAAUGAAGAUGCCGCGAAAUCUUUCUUUGGCGACAUUCCUCGCCUUCAAAAGGAAUCUGGGAAUAAUACAUUUGCAUGGAUGAUAAAUCAAGCAAGCAGACACGGAAGCCCCAUCGUCCAGUUUUUCCUUGGGCCAUUCAGCAAGCCAUUUCUCCUUAUUACAGACUUCAGAGAAGGACAGGACAUCCUCAUGCGCCGUAAAGAGUUUGAUCGCUCUGAUUUCACCAUUGCCACUCUUAGCGGCGAAGCGCGCAUAUUCCAUAUAAAUUUGAAAACGGGACCAGAGUGGAAAGCUCAUCGCCGCCUUCUGCAAGACCUCAUGACGCCAAAAUUUCUUCAAGGUGUCGCAGCUCCGAAUAUUUACAAGAGCUCUACACGUCUGUUGGAACUGUGGAAAAUGAAAGCCGAAAUCGCUGCCGGAAAGCCAUUCAGUGCAGAACAAGACAUUUUCUAUGCUGCUCUGGACGCUGUUUUCGACUUUGGUUUUGGAAACGCCGUGGAAGACCGAGCUCUCAACCCCCAGAUCGAGAGAAUUUCAAAACUAAGCGUUGGAGAACUGCGAAAACUUCAAAAUGACGCCGUCGAUGAAAUUUCUAUUGCAUUUCCCACGGCAGAAAUCCACCCGGCAUUCAAAGCGACCUUGGAAUCUGUCGAGAAUGUCGCCGGGGUAGCUUCUAGUGGCUUUCCAAAACUUGCUUGGUGGUUGAUUGGCCUGAAGCCAACCGUAAGACGCAUGAGAGCAAUAAGGGAUGCGUUUCUGAAGGAGCAAAUAUUAGGAGCUGCGAAAAGAUAUGAGUGCCAUGGUGGAGGCACUAAUGAUGAUCAUGUCAAGUCUGCUAUCGAUCUAAUGGUGCAGAGAGAGGGCACAUUUGCCAAAAAAGAGGAGAGAAAGCCGGUCUUUUGGGGGGACACCAUGAGAGACGAGACUCUUGGCUUUAUCGUUGCUGGGCAUGAUACUACCAGCACAACGCUCUGUUGGGGCGUCAAAUUCUUAAGCGACAAUCCUGCAUUCCAAGACAGACUACGGGAGAGUCUCCGUACAGUCCAUGGGUUAGCCGUUACCGAGUCACGACUACCAACACAUGAUGAGAUAACUAGAGCAAGCAUUCCUUACUUGGAUGCCGUCAUCGAAGAGAUGCUUCGGCUAGCGCAUACGGCCAUCAUUCAGGAUCGAGAGUGCAAGGAAGACACCAUUGUCUUGGGUCAUCACAUCCCCAAAGGAACUACAGUCCUCAUAGCCAAUAAGGGUCCUAGCUUCACUGAGCCAGGCUUUGAAAUUGAUGAGCAGUUACGGAGUUCAUCAUGCCAGAGUGCUGCAAAGGAACGUGGAGUACGAUCUUGGAACAAUGAAGGCAUGGACCAAUUCUUCCCUGAGAGAUGGCUUGUCAAGAACGAGAAAGGCGAGGAGGUGUUCGAUGCAGCGGCAGGGCCGACGAUUCCAUUUGGUCUUGGUAUCAGAGCUUGCUUUGGACGUAAAUUGGCCUACAUGGAGCUGAAACUGUUGACGACGCUCUUGGUUUGGACAUUUGAAUUCUUGCCUUGUCCCCGCGACCUUUCAAGCUACGAUGAUAUUGAGACUUUAACUCGAAAGCCAGCGCAAUGUUUCACCAGAUUGAAAGUCAUCUGA